Equus quagga is the source of this 3919-nucleotide messenger RNA. It is a transcript of the gene SLC66A2, whose product is annotated as solute carrier family 66 member 2. Lineage: Eukaryota; Metazoa; Chordata; Mammalia; Perissodactyla; Equidae. Gene Ontology annotation, cellular component: endosome; trans-Golgi network. Gene Ontology annotation, biological process: retrograde transport, endosome to Golgi; phospholipid translocation. The record is from RefSeq and is a predicted model, not a curated record.
CUCGCCCGGGGACAGGUGGAGACGGCUCCACGUGGGCACCUGGCCCUAAAGGAAUUUCCUAACCCGCGCAGGGCGGGCCAAGCACCCCUCCCGCGAUCCCCGUCUCCCGCCCGGGUCCCGGGUACGCCCCAUCCUUCCAGGACCUACCGGCGCGCUCUAGGACCGAGCGGCGCCCGCCCCGCCGCCCUGUGGGCGGGGCCCCGGCAUUGUGGCGUCGCCCCGAGGCGGGGCUCCGGCGCGCGGACCGACAGACGGACGCAGGACAGAGCGGGCGCGGGCGCGGGCGCGGCGCGGCGGGCUCCGAUGGUGCAGGAUUGAACGGGGUGGCGGCGGCUGUGCGGGGAUGACGGUCCCCGCGCGUUCCAGGAUCCCGUGAGAGCGGAGGGGCCUCGGGCCAAGCGGACGUCAGCCCGCCGGCAGGCGACGCAGGUGUUCGGGAUGGAAGCAGAAGGCUUGGAUUGGCUUCUGGUCCCGCUGCACCAGCUGGUGUCCUGGGGGGCCGCUGGGGCCAUGGUCUUCGGAGGGGUGGUGCCGUAUAUCCCGCAGUACAGGGACAUCCGGAGGACUCAGAACGCCGAGGGUUUCUCUGCCUACGUGUGUCUGGUGCUCCUGGUGGCCAAUAUUUUACGGAUUCUCUUUUGGUUCGGAAGGCGUUUCGAGUCGCCCCUCCUCUGGCAGAGCGUGGUCAUGAUCCUGACCAUGCUGCUGAUGCUGAAGCUGUGCACCGAGGUCCGCGUGGCCGGCGAGCUUGGCGUGAAGCGCCGGUUCUUUGCAGCUGCAGAUAAUAAGGAUGAAGAGAUCAGAGCCCCCCCCAGGCGGUCGUAUCUGGACUUCGACCCUCACUACUUUUGGCACUGGAGCAGCUUUGCGGACUACGUGCAGUGUGUCCUGGCCUUCACGGGCAUAGCGGGCUACAUCACAUACCUGUCCAUUGACUCGGCCCUGUUUGUGGAGACUCUGGGCUUCCUGGCGGUGCUGACCGAGGCCAUGCUGGGCGUGCCGCAGCUCUACCGCAACCACCGCCACCAGUCCACGGAGGGCAUGAGCAUCAAGAUGGUGCUCAUGUGGACGAGUGGCGACACCUUCAAGACAGUGUACUUCCUGCUCAACGGCGCACCCCUGCAGUUCUCCGUGUGCGGUCUGCUGCAGGUGCUGGUGGACCUGGCCAUCCUGGCGCAGGCCUACGUGUUUGCCCGCCACCCUCCGAAGCCGGCCCCCCAUGCGGUGCACCCCGCCAGUACCAAGGCCCUCUGAGGUGGCCGGGGAGGACGAGGACGUGUGACCGCUGGCCACAGGCACCAGCCCGGCCACCUGUCCUCCUGUGUGGGGCAGGCAGGCACCGUGGCCCCCUGAGAUGGUGUCCCGGCCACUGGGGUCUCAAUCAGCCUCUGUGGGCUCUGAGGGUGGCGGGCAGGGGGCCUGUGUGCCAGUGUUUGUGCUCAUUCACUCCCAGGACAAGCGAGCAGAUUUUACACCCAAGGGUUGGGAUGCGGUUGUUUUCAUGGGGAUGGAAGGCGAGUCUCCUCUUGGAAGACACCCAGCGAGAACCUGGUAGCUGCUCACGGACCCAGGGAACGGCAGGCUGGGGCCGCCCCAGGACAGAGGGUGUCAGGGAACCUCAGCCCCUGAGAUCAGCUCAGCCCACAGCGGGCCCGGGGCGUAGGCUGGGGGCUGAGCCUCUGACGGGUGGGACUGGGGAGCAAGAAGGAGAAGCAGCGUCAGGACAACCAGGGUCCCAGCACACAGAGCCCACAGUCUCAGAACGGCCUGCGAGUGGACGCCCUGGUGACGGCAUGCAGCGACAGCGUGUGGUGACAGCAUGCGGCCAAGUGGGACUCCGGCAGGGUUGGGCCCAGGUGCAGAGAGCAUGGCCAGUUUUAUGUGUGCCUGGCACUCGUGGAGAGGAAGCCGGAGGGAUGCUAUGACGUGCGCUCUCCUUUAUCUGGCCAGAGUUGGUCUCUCCAGGGCCUCCUUCACCACAGCUGCCCCACAGGACCUGGGCUUGGCCCUCCACUUGGCAGUGGGGCCCGGGGCCCUCGUUGCUACGCUGGCGUCCUCCUAGGAGAGGCUGCUGUGCGCCCGCCCUGGGGGGACAGAGCCAGCCCGUGUCCACCACUGGGCACUGGCCAGGGCGAGCUGAGGGGUGUUGGAACUAGAGCCCGGAGCACUCCGUGAGCCCCAGGGGCGUGCGUGUGCGUGCAUGGGUGUGUGCAUGCAUGCGUGUAUGUGUGUGUGUGUGUGUGUUGGGCGGGGUGCGGCCGGCCGGCCGGCAUGGGCUCCAGGGAGGGCUGAGGCCCAGGGUGGGGCGGGGCAGACUCACCACCACCCCGGGAGGCUGCCCUUGCAUUCAGGGUUGCACACACCUGCUGUGGCACAGAGCCUUGGGUGUCCGUUUUCCAGGACGGGGACGGCCUGCAGGUCAGGAGAGGAUGCUGGAGGCAGGCGUCCCCCCGGCAUGCAGGGCGUCCGCACACUCUGAGCUCGCAGGCCUGCAGUGACCUUCCCAGGUGGUGGGCUGUGCCUGGCGUGGGCAUCCCUGCCCAACGUCCUCCAGUCUGUGUGCGCUUCUCCAUGUCCUGCCUCUGGCUGUGACGGGGCCACUGGAUAUCCCUCCCUCUCAGUUUUACACGAGCAUCUCAGAGCAUCUCAGCCCUGUGCCAGCCCCCAGACCCCAAGGCCGAGGGUUCUAGAUGCUUCUGUGUGGCUCCCGCAGGCAGCGUUUCCCCUUCUGCUGGGCGGAGGGGCGGCUCUCUGCAGUGUCCACGCCAUCUGCGGCCAGUGCCAAAGCUCUCAUGGUGUCUGCUGUGGCCGGUGGGAAACGUUCAAAGCCGCUUCCCCCUGAGUUUUCCUCAAAAACUCCUGAAUGUUUGAGUGAGGGUCCUGCUGGUUUUUUGGCCUGUAAGAUGCUUUGAAAAUGUUUAUUUUUAAAACACAAAAGGAGAUGUCUGUAGCAGCAAUUGCCUACAGGUUAAAAUGUCACCAGUUGAAGCAGUGACUGAAUGUGCCGUGUGUGGGAGCAUUCAAGGUUCUGUCAGUGUGGUGACUCUAAAUCAAUAAACCGCUCGCGGAUCGAGUGUGGCCUCGUGAAUGGAGUCAGAGUGGGGCCCAGGCCAGAGUGGAGCAUUGGUCCCUGUCCUCAUUUCACCUCGGUGGGGGGACCCUGGGAGGGGCUGGCUCCAGGCACUGGCCUCUGCCCUGACACAUCCACAUGCCCUGGGCUGGGCCGGCACCAGGUCCCUUGAUACAGCUUGGCCCCUGAGAGACCUCGGUGGCUCGCUCAGGCUCCCCCAGAACAGACCAGCCCUGGGGACAGUGACUGCCCUGUGCCAGCAGGGCCAGGCCAGCGUGGGCUGGCGCCUGACCCCGAGUCCUGGGCUCCUUGCAGGCGAGUCUGUGUCACAUCUUGGUGCCUUUGUCUCUGCCAGUUCACACAGAAUGCCUCGAAAGGAUGGGAAGGAUCUCAUUUAACGGCCAAGAGAAGUGUUUCAAGGAAAACCGAGAGCACACGGGACACUUGCAGGACAAUCCGGUAUAGCAAGUAGGGACGGAGCUGUCUGUCCUGAGCAAUUUGCUUUUUCGCAUGGAGAGUAUUUACAUUGGGGGCAAGAUAUUAAAAAAAUAUAUGAAGUGAAAAUAUAUGAAAGAGAUAUAUUUUUAAUUGUUUUGGCGAGUCACCCAGCCUCCGGCACCUGGGAGACCCAAGAAUGGGCUGAUCAAAGUGGCGACCUCUGCGCUCCUCUGAGGGUGCAAGGAUCCUCACUGUGGACCUGGAUCCACUUACUGACGCAGGACAGGUCCUGCUUUGGGGGUGGACUUUUCCCUUCUGAUAAAGUGUUAAUUAAAAUGAACUAUUUUAAUUAAAAAAUUAAUGCCUACAGUAAAAAUUCAAAUAGUAAAAAAAGACAAAAAAAUAUACGAA